AACUCAUUUCUUUGAGAAAAUUGGUGACAAAGCUUGAAAUUUCUCCUUCUUUCUUGCUCAAUAACAAGUUCUAGGACUUAGAACUCUCUCUCUUAACCCAGAAAUUUCAGAUCUGCUCUGCUCUUCCUCCCCUGUCCACCGGUGUUGCUAGGCACGAAAUUCUGGGCUUUUCCGGAAGCGAAUUCAAGGACGAGGAAAAACGAGGGGAAUGACGAGUUAGAAGGCUAGCCAUUUUGUAAAUUGAACAUAGAUUUCAGAUAUAAAUCAUGAUAUUAUAAGCUAAACUUUAUUUGGAGAUUUAAUGAUAUCAGGCCAAAUUUUAAAAUGUUACCUUUAGAUUUUGUGGUAUCAGCUUGUGGUAUGAUAAGUUCCGAGUCUUGUGCAUUCGUGGGACCCAUUCACAAGUGCACGGCGUCUGCCACGUCCCCGGAUUUGGAUUCUGGAGCAUGACAGAUUAAGUGGUAUCAGAGCUUAGGUUUAAAUUAAGAGCUUAAGUUUAAAUUAAGAGCUUAAGAUUAAAUUAAGCACCUCCAGAUUGAGUGGUAUCAAAGUUUAAAUUUAAUUAAAUACCUAGGUUUAAUUGAAUACUUAGGAUUUGUUUAGAACUUGGCUAGCUAAUGGAUUUUAAAACCGUGGUGAGACGAGUGAUGGGGUUAUAUCAGGGACGAUUCUGAUUCAUGUUACCUGAAUUUUCUAAUCCAUUUUGAUGAGAUGGUAAUCUGAUUGUUCUUCUUUCCUGCCUUCAUACCCUGUGUAGAUUCAUGAAAUUAAUCUUGUCCGCCAUGUUCUUAAGACCUUGUUUUGAAACUUGGUCAUUUUUUGAUAGUCUGCACUUGUUUAGACUUGUUACUUGAAUAGAAUUUUGCAUGCUCUUUUGCCACAAUUGUAAAAUCUGGGGAGUUGCAGAGAUCUUUUGUUAUUGAUCCUGUUGGUCUCUACAGCAUAGCUGGUUGAGAACUUUGUUUUGUUUGUCACAUGACCAGUGGAAGAUGAGCAAACCCUCUACUUUGUAAAAGAUUCAAGGCUAUUUUAGCAAAUGUUGUGUGUUUUCUAGAUGCGUUUUAGGAGCUGGAUAACUUGGUAAUUUCGCUGCUCAUUAUCUUUCUGAAAGUCUUAUAGUGAAGUUUCACUUUUUCAUUUGGAGCUUCAUGGUCUUUUCAUGUGGCUCAUUUUUCCAUAUUGGUUAAUAAAAAACAGUAAUCAAUUCAAUUGAAAUUGCCGUGUUUUUGUGAAGAUUGGCAAGUUGUCAUAAAGUUAAACUCUCUAUUGUUGCUAAUCUCUACAUUCUUGAUACCUGGAACUGCUUGAAACUCUUGAAAUCCAUCUUAAAUCUUUCUUGAGAUUGCUUUGUACUUGUUCUUGAAACUGAGAUCCAAAGGAAAUGGAUAAUGAUUAUUGAAAUCCUCAUUAUCUUGAUUCUUGUCUGAAAUUAAUUCUUGCAUUGUUC
Molecule: messenger RNA, 1447 nt
Organism: Rubroshorea leprosula
Lineage: Eukaryota; Viridiplantae; Streptophyta; Magnoliopsida; Malvales; Dipterocarpaceae
Source: the annotation of a GenBank genome assembly